AAAUCAUGUCCAAUCAAUUUAAUUGACCAUAGAUGGACUCUAAUCAAGUUGAGGAAACAUCUCAAGGACGAUCAAUGGAAACAGGAUACACACGUCUCAUAGGGGUCUGAAUACUUGUGUAUUUUUGGUCUGCAGUCCUCUGCACGUAAACAGUUGCUACAUUGAAAGUUUGGGCAGUCAACAUUGUCUCAGAAUAAAGCAAAAAUAAACACAGCUCCUGCACCAUUGAAAAUGUUCAAUAAUGACCUCCAUCUGAGAAAUACGGCCAGCUAGGCUUCUGUGUCUCUCUUCUUACAGGAUAAACAACUGAACAAAAAGAGUUCACAAUAAUGGCAAAAUCCAAAACGCAGAAAUAUGUUUCCUCCUUUAAAUCCACACGAAAGCAGUGUCUUUGCACAUACUGUUGGUCACAGCAUCAGUUAAUGUUGGUAGCCAUACAAUGCAGUUCCAGCCAGGUCAUGUUGCAGGGAAAAGGCAACAGGCAGCAGGGAAUCCAGCCACAAUUAGUGUGGGAAACCUCUGAGGUCCCAGACACAAGGGUUGGGAAACCUUGCUAGCUUGAUACUGAUAGCUACCAGCUAGGCUAGUAGCUAAGCUACGGUAAACAACUUCAGGCUUUUUGGUCUGGCAGGAUCCCGGGACAGAUUGUAGCUGUCACAGCAGCUGAGGCUAACCGCGAUGCAGGACCCAAAGUAAAAAAGUAUGUAAAUAAAACUUUGCCAGGAGACACUGUCGCAACUUUCAAAAACAAUAAACUGAGGAGACAAAGUUUUUAGGGAUUGAGGCUAAUAAUACCCUACAACAGUUGCCCCCACCACUGUGAUAGAGGCAACCACUGGUAAGAGGCAUGAAACCUUAGUAAUUGCUCAACACAAUACAUUAUUUUACUGCAGUCUCCCUUCAUCAGAACAUUCAGCAGAAAUCUCCUCAUGGGCUGGUAGGUUUUAUGUUGAUAGCAGAUCGUACUGCAGUUCAUUUUUAUGGAUUUGAUUAAUUAGCUGAUUAGUUAAUUUAGGUCUUAUAUCGUCUCCCUUCUGUCCCCCAGGAUCCGGGUUCAAUGUGUUUGUUUAUUUCCAACUUGCUGAAGUCUUCAUUCUGCUGACAAUCUGUCUAGGAUCAUACUUGUUUUACAAGAAGAAGACCUGUCCUCAAGAACAAGAUGAUGGGGGUGGGCACAAGGGGCGGUCGGCCGAGGAGAGAGCCAGAGACCGUCUGGGAGUUGAUGGAGCAGUUUGAGGAGGGAUAUCGGAGGGGGAUGUUGGUUAGGAGUAUUCUGCAGUGCAGGCGUCCUGAAGAGCGUGUCAUCAGUCCGGUGAAACCUGUGCCGGCUCCACGCAACAGGCCUCCAGUGCGCGUUCCCAGCUUGGUACAUCCUGUGUCGGCUCCCUGCACUCGCCCUGAGAAAUGUGUCAUCAGUCCGGUGAAACAUGUGCCGGCACCACACGCCAGGCCUCCAGUUCGCCUUCCCAGCCCGGUACGUCCUGUGCCGGCUCCCCGCACUCGCCCCGAAGAGCAUGUCACCACUCCAUUGCAACCUGCGCCGGCUCCAUGCACCAAUUCUACAGUGCGCCUUCCCAGCCUGGUACGUCCUGUGCCAUCUCCCCGCACCAGGCCGCCAGUGCGCUUCCCAAGCCCAGUAUGUCUGGUGCCGGCUCCCCACACCAGGGCUCCAGUGCGCCUCCACAGCCCGGUACGUCCAGUGCCGGCUCCCCGCACUCGGUGUACAGUCCGGAGUCUCCAGCGAUGGUCUACGGUCCGGAGCCUCCACAGACGGUCCACGGUCCGGAGACUCCAGUGACGGUCUACAGCCCGGAACCUCCAGCAACGGUUCACAGUCCAGAGCUUCCAGCGACUGUUCACGGUCCACAGCUUCCAGUGACGGUCCACGGUCCACUGCUUCCAGUGACGGUCCACGGCCCAGAGCUUCCUGUGUCGGUGCCAUGGUCGGAGCCUUCCACUGCGCCGGUGCCCAGUCCGGCCAUGGCAUCCAGUCCCGCUCCAUGGCCGGAGCCUUCCUCUGCCCCGGUGCUCAGUUUGGGCACGGCGUCCAGUCCCGCUCCAUGGCCGGAGCAUUCCUCUGCGCCGGUGCUCAGUUCGGGCACGGCGUCCAGUCCCGCUCCACGGCCGGAGCAUUCCUCUGCGCCGGUGCUCAUUUCGGGCACGGUGUUCAGUCCCGCUCCACGGCCGGAGCCUUCCUCUGCGCAGGUGCUCAGUUCGUGCACGGCGUCCAGUCCCGCUCCAUGGCCGGAGCCUUCCUCUGCGCCGGUGCGCAGUGUUUCCCUGACACCAACUCAGUCAGUGCUCAACUGCUAGAUGAACUUAAUGCACUCCUCCAAGGAGGAACAACCAUCCCUGGUGCAAGAAAGGUUGAGAAACACUG
This is a messenger RNA of Oncorhynchus gorbuscha (pink salmon), 2380 nucleotides long. RefSeq names its product flocculation protein FLO11-like. Lineage: Eukaryota; Metazoa; Chordata; Actinopteri; Salmoniformes; Salmonidae. The transcript has 3 exons. Bases 1405 to 2313 code for a protein of 302 amino acids. The record is from RefSeq and is a predicted model, not a curated record.